ACUCCUUUUGAUUCGGACUUCGAUUACGGUGCUUGACCCACAUGACAAUUGUGAGCCGAGAGCGCCAAAGGCUUGAAGGGAGAAGGUGGGCCGACCGCUUACCAUCCAACGUAAGAUGGACAAAGAGCCGGCAACGCUCCCCAAAUUUCGUUCCCCCCUGCCUCGUCGCUUGCUGAAACGGUGGCUGUCCAUAACACAGUGGCACCGACACGAGGAAUGCUAUCACGGGAGCCCGAUGAUCCAGCCCAUCUCUAAAUUUCGAAAGAAGCACUUAGGCGAGACAUGACUCUCCCUGAAAAACCCAGACGCCAUCUUGUUCCGAGGAAGCACGCGGAGGACUGCAGACGGACCGAGGGAGUACUUACCAACUCAACAGUCGUGCGCGGCACCACCUCACACGAUUGUCUCCGCGCGAGCCACUGUACGGCAUGGCUGAGAUGGCCUUGCUUUUGCUUAUAAGGAGGUGACGCCGACAAGCCAUCCGCCCGCUCUUCUCUCCGAAACUUGGUCUUUUCGACUGGCGUUAUUUCCACUCCUUUUCUCCUUACGUCAUGUCUUCAGCAUUUUAUAACACCCUCGGCUGUAUCCUCGUGGGAAUGAUUUUCAACACCUGUCUCAUGGGCGUGCUCAUUCCUCACUUCUACAGAUAUUGGGCGACAAAAUUCAAUGAUCCGCUCUGGAUCAAGCUCUUCGUGUUGUUUCUGUUUCUUUUCAAUGCGAGCCAGACUGCGGCUGUAUGUUAUCUCACCUGGUUCUUCAUGGUGGAAAACUUCACGAAUAAAGCCGCAGUGCAAAUCGACCUGUGGCCAUUUCCGUAUACUGCGAUCAGCAAGUGGCCGCUCAAAGUCAAUUCACAAGGACUCAAACCUUUCGCAGGCACAGCCAUCCUGGCCCUCAUUUUCCAAGUAUUCCAGACCUGGCGGAUGUAUGCGUUCAACAAAAACAAACCGCUCGCUCUUUUCCUCGGCGCCACCGCACUGGCGACCUGCGGGCUCGGCGUCGCUGCGGGAAUCCGGUCGUGGAUCCUGGCCGAUCUCAAGAAGCUGUUCGUUCUGGGACCCAUCGUGAAGGCGAACCUGGCUAUGCAAUGUGGGCUCGACAUCUUCAUCGCCGCCGCUCUGAGCGUCAUCUUCGAGCGUUCCAAGACGUCGCUCAAGCGCACGGACCAAGUCCUCAACCGUCUCAUACAGACCGCUGUCCAAUCUGGGUUUUUCACCGCCGUCUUUGCAUUGGGGUCUCUCUUCGCUUUCCACUUCGGCCCUCGCACGUCUGUGAUCUCCGUGUUCGCGUUGCCCAUCGGGCGCAUAUACACCCACACACUGAUGGACCACUUCAACAGCCGCCUCGAGCUGCGCCGGCUGCUCAACAACGACGGCAACGUCAUCACGAUGCCGCAGUUCGCCGGCCCGCACGGGCGCGCGGGAGCUGUGGACACGAUCAUGCUGUCGAAUUCGCGCUUGAACGCGUCCGAGAGCACGGAGCACAUCGGUAAAUCGGACUUGAACAUGAGUGCCGUCGAAUUCAGUAGACCUGAGCCUGAUGUGUAGGCAAAAUGAUUGACUUGCAUGGCGGAUGGCAUCCCGGUAGCGGAUAGAUCUGAGACGAUCCAAAGGAGUACUUAUAUCUUGCUGUAUUCGGGCAUGAAUGGCUCGGAGCAGGUGACAAGCGACAAAGAGGUGAUGGCGGGUGGACACGUGAUCUGCCGUGUCCCGAUUGACAAUGCUCUUGGCGUCUUGGUCUUCUUUGUCUGUGCACUGGAUCUUUCAUGACUUGAUCCUCAGACCAUCGAACUCACUUCAAGGGGCUGGAUGCUACGUUUGAAGGUCCACCACCAGUUCGCGGACGAAAUUGUGAUGACUGCCGUCCCCACCCCCGCCUCCACUCGCCUCUAUCUUAUCUAUGCAGGACGGCGAUCGCGGCUGCUCUGUCAAUCAGCUUGUUCAAAGCGCAUCAGACAAUGGGCGCGCCUUAACAAAGGGACCACGACGCGAGGCUUGCUUGAUGCAUGGCUUUGAUUUGGAUGGACUGCCUUUUCUGGAGGUCAAUGGAUGGUCUGCGGUAUGUCGGGCGCGACUAUAAAGCUCGGCGCAGGCCCCCGAGUCUGGUGGCACGUCUAUCUAUCCCUGUCCUUUGCACUCCAGCUGAAGCGCAAGACACACCGACAUGCCCUCUUCCAAGUCUUACCCGAGCAACCCACCUCCUCCGCCCACCCAAACAGCAGAUGUGCGUGACACCCGUGUUUCCCUAAUCUUAAGUGUAUUCUGACGCUCGGGAUUCAGCUCCCAGACGAGAAUGCCCAGAGCUGGAUGCGCUUCCAAGCGCGAAUGCGUGAACCGGUCUGUGACUGUUACAUGAUUCGUGCCACCGCUCACUCGCUUACCUCUACCCACAGGAGGCUCAAGAAUGGCUCGCGGCGUUCGAAAAGUGU
This is a messenger RNA of Mycena citricolor, 2428 nucleotides long. NCBI's taxonomy places the organism in Eukaryota, Fungi, Basidiomycota, Agaricomycetes, Agaricales, Mycenaceae. The record is from the annotation of a GenBank genome assembly.